This is a messenger RNA of Choloepus didactylus (southern two-toed sloth), 853 nucleotides long. RefSeq names its product small membrane A-kinase anchor protein-like. The record is from RefSeq and is a predicted model, not a curated record. Gene Ontology annotation, molecular function: protein kinase A regulatory subunit binding. NCBI's taxonomy places the organism in Eukaryota, Metazoa, Chordata, Mammalia, Pilosa, Megalonychidae. Bases 305 to 589 code for a protein of 94 amino acids. The transcript has a single exon.
GCAGCGCCGUCCCCUGGAGCUGAGCUUCGGGGACCGGCCCGGAGAAUGCAGCCUGCCAAUCGCCAGGUGCUUCCUUGGCCCCCAAGGCUGUCCGGAUGUGCGAGAGAAGUGCAGCUGCCCCGGCGGUGUGUUGUAUAAACACUGCAUGUGAAGAGUAGUGAAAGGGAGCAUUGAUUCCUGACGUGGCCUAGAGAAAGAAAUUACUGGUCAACAUCGCGUGGAUGGACUCUUCGUGUUUUCCAAAGAUGCUCCUGAAGUAGACUUUACUAUUGGUUUCCUCUACUCAGUUAAAGCUCUUUAUACCAUGGGCUGCAUGAAAUCAAAGCAGACUUUCCCAUUUCCUACCACAAUUGACACAGAGAAGCGACAUGCAAGUGAAGAAAGCUUUAUGCCAGAAGAGAGAUUUCUGCCUAGGAUACCUUUUCCAGUUAAUGUCAGAGAGGAAGUGAAGGAACCAUCAGUGCCCAAUAUUGUAGUUUUUGAAUAUGCACACCGCCUGUCCCAGGAAAUCUUGAAUGAUGCUCUGCAGCAGUGGGCAUGCAAUAACAAGUACUGUGAUAUCCCAUACAUUGAGAGUGAGGGGCCCUGAUGCUGUAGGAUAAUGACACUUGAACUGUGGAUAUAGUUGGUGCUAGUUUAAAUACAUGAAACAAAAACAAAAACUGAUGUGAAUAAGUACAAAUAACUCCAUCUGGAUGUAAGUCUAUGAUAACUUUACUAGUAUAGAAAUACCUAAGAAAUUUCUAAUGUGUUUUAAGCAGCUUUAUGUUAAUAGCAAUUUCUGUCUGCUUGGUCUCAGAUUUUAGUAAUUUAAAGGGCUGAAUGGAAGUUCUCUGACACCACAGUAAUCAGC